AUGUCUGUGGACUAUGUUUUACCUAUCACCAAUCGUUCACCGGACUUCGUGAAUCCGACGUUCGUCUCAACGGCAGGACCGUGGUUCGACUACGUUGUUGAUAAAUACUCAGGGAACCCUCCAUCGUACAUCACUGAGAAGGGAGAACGAUACACUUCUGUAUUGCGGCAUUCGUGGAUGUUCGAUUGUAAACAGACUGUCAAUAAGGCUCUCCGUGAAAUCGUCGACCGCGUUUUGGAACAAGUACGAAACGUCGACGCGGUUUAUCCCGAUCGUGUGCAGAUAUUCGAACCUACUCAACGCUUGGUCGAAGCGCCUCCUCUUAGCUCAGCCUCGGAGCCCUCCCCUUUGAAACGUUAUUAA
Molecule: messenger RNA, 363 nt
Organism: Ostertagia ostertagi
Lineage: Eukaryota; Metazoa; Nematoda; Chromadorea; Rhabditida; Trichostrongylidae
Source: the annotation of a GenBank genome assembly